UUCACUCAAGUGGAAAAUAAUGGCAAAUAACUCAAGUCACAAGCCYUUUGGUGAUCCGUGGGGUAGUCAUCUGUUUGGUCGCGAGUUGGCCAUURUAUUAACGAUUCUUGGUAUAAUCAUCUGUAUACUGGAUCUUAUUGGCAACAUAACCGUCAUUCAUAUAGUGCGAACGCGCAUACACAUGCGCACUACUAUAAACUUGCUUAUUGCCAAUUUAGCAGCCGCUGACCUCCUCAUGGUGAUCGUGGUCUUCUAUCUUACAAAACAUUUCUAUGUUGGUUUUAGAUGGUUUGGAGGAGUACURGGACAAGUGACCUGUAAAUUAGCCAUGUCUAUCCAAAUAUUGAGCGUCAUAUGUUCAGUUUUAACUCUUUGUGCAAUAACUUUCGAUCGAUUCUUCGCGAUCAUGUUUCCGUUAGCAAGGUUCAUGACCUUUAGUAAAAYCAAAAGGCUAAUGACUUUGCUGUGGAUUUUAUCCCUUGCCUUCUGUAUUCCACUUACAGUUGUCUCGAUGUCUAUCGUAUAUGGCGAUGGAUACGCCUGURUUGAAAACUGGAAAGGACAUGGACUAAAUGGCCRUGCUUACACCAUAGCAUUUGGGCUUGUUGGUUACGUAAUACCACUCGUUGUCAUGUCAACGCUCUAUCUAAUAAUGGGUAUAAAGUUAUGGAGAGCUUCUACCCCAGGCCAUCAAACUGCGGAAGCCAUGAACAGGAUCAAAAAAGGUCGGAGGAAAGCCACUAAAAUGCUCAUAACUGUCGUGGUUGUUUUUACACUUUGUUGGCUUCCUCUUCAAGUCGCCGAGUUUCUCAGGCAAUUUGCGCCAGACAUUUAUUGGACUAUUCCUUUCAAACUUUACUUUGUUUUACCAUAUUUUGGCAUAGCAAACUCGGCGAUAAAUCCCUUUAUCUACAUUAUAUUUUGUGAACAAUUUCGUGUAGAGUUCAGUACAAUAUUAUGUUUUUCAAAAUGUGUUGGAUCACGUGACGAUGUGCGGAAUCGGUCCUCGAGGAGUGCCCCGCAAACGACAGGGAAGUCUACUUGUAUCACAGAACUAGUGCAACGCCAAUCCAUAACAACGUCGUUGUGAGACACGUAUUGAAAAUUCUUACUAUCAGUAUAUAGAACAAGUUAUAUAUUCUGAUAUCUUUUGACAAGCAGAGAAAACUGACACAAGUAUUGAAAAUCCUUAUCAGUUUCUUGGUAUAUAGAAUGGCUUAUAUAUUCUGAUGUCUUUUGACUAGCUAAGAAAGAUCGUAGUGCAACGCCAAUUCAUSACAACCUCGUGUGAGACUUGUAUCAGAAAAUCCUUUUUGGUUUAUGUAGAAUGGGCUAUCUCAGCUAAGAAAGAUGGGAGAUCGAAAACUAGCUGACAUUUUUUUGACAAGCUCAGUAAAAAUAACUGGCUAUAGGAAAAGCCCCUAAAAUUGGGUGAAACGUAUUUUACCUAGCUAAAAAUGACUGAAAAAAMCCUUAAAACGUUAACCGCUGCGCUAUUUAUAAGAAUAAUUUUGGUCCAACAAACAAGUUAUCAUUCGGCGCCAAUUCUGGCUGGAAACUCACAGGUUUAUUUACGAACGAGACUUUAAGCCAAGGCUAGUGUCUACACAAGAAAAAUUGAGUGCCAUGAAGUAAGAUUUCCUUGGUGCCUCGAGGACGUACUAUAAAAAAUAAAKAAAUCACUUUUAUUUAGCA
Molecule: messenger RNA, 1695 nt
Organism: Actinia tenebrosa (Australian red waratah sea anemone)
Lineage: Eukaryota; Metazoa; Cnidaria; Anthozoa; Actiniaria; Actiniidae
Product: allatostatin-A receptor-like
Biological process (GO): G protein-coupled receptor signaling pathway
Cellular component (GO): plasma membrane
Molecular function (GO): G protein-coupled receptor activity
Source: RefSeq, a predicted model, not a curated record